Impatiens glandulifera is the source of this 2284-nucleotide messenger RNA. Its product is annotated as beta-glucosidase BoGH3B-like. The transcript is spliced from 10 exons. Gene Ontology annotation, biological process: glucan catabolic process. Bases 166 to 2052 code for a protein of 628 amino acids. Lineage: Eukaryota; Viridiplantae; Streptophyta; Magnoliopsida; Ericales; Balsaminaceae. The record is from RefSeq and is a predicted model, not a curated record. Gene Ontology annotation, molecular function: beta-glucosidase activity.
AAAAUCCUAUUCCCACAUAUCAAAGAAGACUGCUUUGAAGUUUGAGCUUCCCCACUACUAUUAAUUGCUACCAUGUCAUUCCUUCUUUCAAUAGGAACGCACACUCACACACAAUCUCUCUCUCUCUGUUCAAGCUCCACUCAUCUAAGCUGAAAAUUAACAGAGAUGGGAAGGGUUUUCGUUCUUUUGUUGAGCAUUUUGCUCAGCUGUUGCUGGGCUGAAAUUGCAAGAGCUGAUGAUGUGAAGUAUAAGUCUUCAAAAUAUCCAUUGAACACUCGAAUAAAGGAUCUCAUGCAGCGGAUGACUUUGGAGGAAAAGAUUGGCCAAAUGGUACAGAUCGAUAGAACUGUUGCCUCAUCUCAGGUCAUGAAGAAGUACCUUAUAGGGAGUAUCUUAAGUGGUGGAGGAAGUGUUCCAGGAAAACAGGCAACUCCUCAGACUUGGAUAAACAUGGUGAAUGAUUUUCAGAAGGGUUCUAUGUCAACUCGUCUUGCGAUUCCAAUGAUUUAUGGGAUUGAUGCUGUUCAUGGACAUAACAAUGUCUACAAAUCUACAAUCUUUCCCCACAAUGUCGGACUUGGGGCCACAAGGGAUCCUGACCUGGUCAAGCGAAUUGGAGCUGCUACAGCUCUUGAGGUUAGAGCUACAGGCAUUCCAUAUGUUUUUGCCCCAUGUAUUGCGGUAUGCAGAGAUCCAAGAUGGGGACGGUGUUUCGAAAGCUAUAGUGAAGAUCACAAAAUUGUUCAAACAAUGACAGAGAUUAUACCUGGAUUGCAAGGAGAUAUCCCUGCUAAUUCGCGAAAAGGAGUUCCAUAUGUUGGUGGCAAGACUAAGGUGGCAGCAUGCGCAAAGCAUUAUUUGGGUGACGGUGGAACGACAAAAGGAAUAAAUGAGAAUAACACUGUGAUAAACAGGAAUGGAUUAUUCGGCAUUCACAUGCCUGGCUAUUACAACUCUAUCAUCAAGGGUGUAGCAACUGUCAUGAUUUCUUACUCCAGUUGGAAUGGUGUUAAGAUGCACUCGAACCGUGAACUCAUCACUGGUUAUCUUAAGGGCUCCUUGCGUUUCAGGGGUUUUGUCAUAUCAGAUUGGCAAGGAAUCGAUCGGAUCACAACUCCUGAGCAUGCCAACUACACAUAUUCCAUUGUCACUGGAGUUAAUGCUGGCAUUGACAUGAUAAUGGUUCCUUACAACUAUACAGAAUUCAUUGAUGGUCUCACCUAUCUAGUGAAGAACAAUUUCAUUCCCAUAAGCAGAAUUGACGAUGCAGUAAAAAGGAUUCUGCGUGUCAAAUUCACUAUGGGCUUAUUUGAUUACCCAUAUGCAGAUGAAAGCCUUGUUAACCAGCUCGGCAGCAAGGAACACAGAGAAUUGGCAAGAGAAGCAGUAAGAAAAACUCUGGUGCUUCUAAAGAAUGGGAAAACUGGAGACAAGCCAUUGCUGCCGCUCCCAAAGAAGGCUUCUAAAAUUCUUGUUGCUGGAACCCAUGCUGACAAUCUUGGUUACCAGUGCGGUGGUUGGACUAUUGAAUGGCAAGGACUUAGUGGCAACAACCUCACAUCUGGUACAACCAUUCUAACUGCCAUUAAGAAAACGGUUGACCCAACAACUGAGGUAGUCUACGAAGAGAACCCUGACUACAAUUCCGUAAAAUCAGGAAAAUAUUCAUACGCGAUUGUGCUUGUUGGGGAGCCCUCGUACGCUGAGACAUUCGGAGACAGCUUAAAUCUGACAAUCCUUGAACCUGGUCCGAGCAUCAUCAACAACGUUUGUGGAGCAGUAAAAUGUGUGGUGGUUCUUGUAACUGGCAGGCCGGUUGUGAUUCAGAAUUACGUUCCGAAGAUCGAUGCUUUAGUAGCUGCUUGGUUACCUGGAACUGAAGGCCAAGGAGUGGCAGAUGUUCUAUUUGGGGACUAUCCUUUUACAGGAAAGCUGGCUAGGACUUGGUUCAAGACGGUUGAUCAGUUGCCCAUGAAUGUUGGAGAUAAGUAUUAUGAUCCUCUUUACCCGUUUGGAUUUGGGCUUACGACUAAACCAGCAAAAGGCCAUUGAUUGAAGCAGCAGGGUAAGACCUAGCAAUCUUGGUUGUUUUGUUUUGUUUUCAAGAGUUCUUGUUGGAAUGUGUGUUAUUGUGUUAUUACUUUUUAGUAUCCAAUGGCUACGUAGAUUCGGGAAUAUAGCUUCGAUGAGUCGGGUUUUGAGGAUAUUAUUAUGUGUAUCAUCUUAAGACACGAUUGUAGGAUGUUUUUUCCUGCAAUAAAUAAAGUGGGUUUUUAGUUUUAAA